This is a messenger RNA of Aspergillus neoniger CBS 115656, 1967 nucleotides long. RefSeq names its product glutamate--tRNA ligase MSE1. Lineage: Eukaryota; Fungi; Ascomycota; Eurotiomycetes; Eurotiales; Aspergillaceae. The transcript has 7 exons. The coding region runs from base 55 to 1881 and encodes 608 amino acids. Gene Ontology annotation, molecular function: ATP binding; tRNA binding; zinc ion binding. The record is from RefSeq and is a predicted model, not a curated record. Gene Ontology annotation, biological process: glutamyl-tRNA aminoacylation.
GUUACUUCCAUAGCAUUAGCAUCGGCAUUUUUGAUAUCUGUCCUGUCACUCGCGAUGCUCAGGCGCCCAAGAACCCCGACCGUCUGGGCCCGUCGUCCUUGGGUCUGCACUCAAUGCCGAGCUCGGUAUUCCUCCGUCGCGCCGGCAUCGAAUCUCCGCGCUGGCAAUAACAAUACGAUCAACAAGAAGACCAAGUUGCCUGACUCGCCGGCGAGGACUCGAUUCGCACCGUCCCCGACCGGUUAUCUUCACUUGGGAUCUUUGCGGACGGCCCUGUUCAAUUACCUUUUGGCGAAGCGCACCGGGGGACAGUUCUUGCUGCGCAUUGAGGAUACGGAUCAGAAACGUACAAUUCCAGAUGCUGAGCAGAGGCUUUAUGAUGACCUUCGGUGGGCUGGAUUGCACUGGGAUGAAGGUCCGGUCGUCGGUGGUCCGUACGGUCCUUACAGACAGUCCGAACGAACCGCCAUUUACCGCUCCCACGCGCAGGAACUGAUCGAGAACGGCCACGCCUACCGCUGCUUCUGCUCUGCCGAUCGGUUGGACGCUUUCGCCAGACAUCGCAGCCAAGCUGGACUGCCGGCCGGUUACGAUAGGAAAUGCGGGGAUGUCUCAGCGGAGGAGUCGGAAGAGAGAGCGGCCAAGGGCGAAGCGCAUGUCGUUCGACUGAAGGUGGAGGGAUACCCGAUGUUCAAUGAUCUGGUGUACGGAAAGACAGGCCAGAACCGCUCGCCGAACAAGUUGGAUCUGAUCGAGCGUGUCUAUGAUGAUCCCAUCUUGAUCAAGUCCGACGGACACCCGACCUAUCAUCUGGCGAACGUCGUGGAUGAUCAUCUCAUGAAGAUCACCCAUGUCAUUCGAGGAACGGAAUGGAUGCCCUCGACCCCCAUGCACGUCGCGCUCUACAACGCCUUCAAGUGGACGCCUCCCCAGUUCGGUCACGUACCUCUGCUCGUAGACAAGUCAGGACAGAAGCUCAGCAAGCGCAAUGCGGAUAUCGAUCUCAGCUUCUUCAAGGACACCCAGGGCAUUUUUGCUGCCACUCUCGUGAACUUUGCCGCUCUUCUGGGCUGGUCUCAUACCCAGAAGUCGGACAUCUUCAACCUUGAAGAGCUAGAGCAACUCUUCAACCUCAAAAUCACCCGCGGCAACACCGUGGUGGCCUUCGAAAAGCUGUGGUUCCUCCAAAAAGCGCACGCCCAACGCUUCGCCGCCACCGACGGCCCCGAGUUCACCGAGAUGGUGACCAAGGUCUCCGAAGAAGUCGAGAAGACCUACCCAGCGGCGCAACUCACCCCCCUCCUCCAAUCCCGCUCUCUACAAACCUACAUCGCCCCUCUCCUCCGCGCCGACGCCAAAUCCUACACCAACGCCACAGACUUCACAACCCGCAACUCAACCUUCUUCACCCAAUCCCUCACCCGACCCCCAUACACCCCCUCCUCCACGACAACCACCAUCCCCUUAACCUCUCUCCACACCGCAAGCUUCGCACUCACCCUCGUGCCGCUCGCACACUGGACGCUCGAAACCCACCGCGCAAACAUAACCGCCUACGACGGCACCACCCCGGACACCGAAAGCGCAGCCCUCACACCCGAGGAAUCCACCAAGGCGCAAAAGGCCGCCGACAAGGCAUUCAAGAAGGAACUGUAUCACUAUCUCCGCUGGGCACUGUCGGCUGGUGCGCCGGGUCCUGGAAUCCCAGAGACGAUGGCUAUCUUGGGGAGAGAGGAGACGGUGAGGAGAGUACAGGAGGCGAAGGAGUUGACGAAGCAUUUGGUGCCCGGGCCGACGAGACGGGUUAAGCAGGGGGUGGAGAGUUUGGGUGAGGAUCGGUCUUGGAUGGGGUCGUUGGCUCCUUCUUCUGGGUCUUCUUAGGGGGGAUUGUAGAAGUGUGAGAUGGAUGGAUGGAUGGAUGGAUGGAUGGUGUUAUGUUUGUAUGUAUGAGAAAUGUAUAAUAAGUG